Molecule: messenger RNA, 4481 nt
Organism: Bradysia coprophila
Lineage: Eukaryota; Metazoa; Arthropoda; Insecta; Diptera; Sciaridae
Biological process (GO): protein dephosphorylation
Molecular function (GO): protein tyrosine phosphatase activity
Source: RefSeq, a predicted model, not a curated record
UAGAUUUCAUUAGUUGUUAGCCUUUCAGCGCGAACGGCCGCUAAUUUAUUUUGUUUUUGUAGAAAAAAAAAGUUGUAAAAAAGAAGAAGAAAUAAAAUCGAAAAUCAGGUUCGUGUAGCUGCGCUUCUAAAUAACAAUAAAUCCGAUAAAUCGUACGGUCAGUGCGUGAUAUUAUUUGUGGUUCAAUUCAAAUUUUAUAAACUAAUUCUUCAGCAAAAAAUCGUUUGCUGUUCGUUUAGACGAGUGAUUAUUUUCCUCUGUUCAUUUUUACGUGAUAGAGUAACCUAAUAUAUGAACUUUGUGUUGGUAAUAAUGAUUUGAAAAUUGAAUAAAGUCCAAUUAAUGGAAUAUUAUUGUCGAUAUAUAUUGAUGACUAAUACGCUUCUUACGUUCGGCUAAGCAAAAUAAAAAAAAAAAAAUAUUGAAUACAAACACUUCUGGUAUGCGACUGUGAACCUGUGUAUAAAAUAAAGUGAAACACACACAACGUAUAGAGAGUUAUAACAUACGUUAGCAAACAAAUAAAGUUUAUAAAAAAAAACCGAAAGAAUUUUUGGUGUUUUCCUGUUUGUUUAUGCUGGACAGUUCAGCAAUAUUUUUUUUAAAUUAGUGGACAACACACAGUUUUGUUACAGUAAUGUGCGCUGAUAAAGUUUAUGUUUAAAAUGACGUGGAAUGCGUUGAUACUGACCUUGUCUUCAUGUUGGAAAGAUUGAGCGAAUGCACGGCUCUUCAUACGCAAAAACAUGAACCGAAUAGCGUUUACCACAAAUGGUCUACCAUUGCUCAUUUGUACGCAGCUCACAAUACUGAUGAUCGUCAUAUGUGUGCCACUAUGUAGUACCGGAAUUGUAAAAAGAGAAAUUGAAACGAAUAACGCAACCGAACCGAUUUGGGAGUCAGUAAAGAUCGUAAACAAUACAUCCGUUAAUGGAACCACAACGACGACAACGACAACAACAACAACAACAACACGAUCAACACCAACAACAAUCACAGAAUCAUCAUCGACCACACCAUCAACAACAAAAUUUACAUCAAUACCAAGAACAUCGCGAAGAACAUCAACAACGACCGAAAAACGUUCAACAACACAAGCAACAACCGAAAAAUAUGCAGAAUUAAUUUCGAAAAAUAAUGUGACAGUGGCCACAGAGACUAAUUCACAACCUGUUACCGCAAUCAGUCGAGAUAAUUUGGAUGAUGAUGCUGAGGUUAUCACUGAAUUUGAUGGAGGUGUUACGACAGAAGAGCAUCGAUUCGACUUGAGCAGGUACACAUCCGAUUACAACGGCUUCGAAAAAGAGCAAAGCGAUCACAAUGAGACCCAUCAACAGCUCACCAAUGAGGAUGAUAGUGAAAACGAUACCGAACGUGACAUGGCCACGUACAGCAUUGAUUACGAACAUAAUUUGCGUGAUAUGGUCUUGACCACCCCGGAGACAUCGUAUUUCGAUCAGAAGCAUAAGGAAUACGAAAUUGACAGUGAAAACGACAAAAGUAUGGACCGUUAUCGGGACGACAAUAAAGCAGCAGCAAAAGAUGCGUCUAAUGUGAUCGACAGGAAAUUCGAUUCCGACUCGCUGCUGAAUGACAUUCACGCGAAUUCAACGGAAGAGCGAAAGCAGACGACGUAUCUGAACAAAGCCGAAUUGGAAAGUACCAAGUACGACGUUUCAACCAAUGAAAUAAAAAACAGUACGGAAGCCAAUAGCACCAUUCCCGGCGAAAAGCGGGCGAAAUUUAUGCAAGAAGGAAGUCACGUCAAUUUAACAAUUCCUAGUGAUAAUGAUGUCUGGGCAUUAGCCAGUAUGAAAAAUGUGGAGCAUAGUAAGAACGAGCAAGGACAAUUUUACAAUGUGUCGACAGUUGAUAAAGAGCCGGACGAUUCACACAACGGCACUUUGGUCACUAAACAACUAGCUGAUUGGACGUCGAUUACGAAAAAUAAUGAUUUUGCCAACAACAGCUACACAGCGAACAACUUCAGCAGUAACGUUGCUCGGUUAAGAGAGCAUUUAGCUGAAGUAAUUAGAAACCUAAACCGAACCAACCAGCUACGGAACAAUAGAACCAGCUACUACAAUAACACCCGAGGCAGACUAAAAUAUCAGCCGAAUAAGCCGAUCAUAACGACAGAUCAAGAUACGGCCAGUCAAGAAAAUCAAAUUAUUGCCGUUAGACUGACCACACUUCCACCGCCAAUCGUUCUGACGCGAAAUUAUUCACAUACUACUUCAGCGCCUCCAGCAGAACAUCCGAAAAUCAGUGAUUCACAAAAUAACUUCCAAGAUGCGAAUGAUGAGUCAACUGCAAGUGUUACCACAGAUACAGUUACGGAAAUGACUACAGAGAACAAUGACAUGGACAUCGAAACGACAAUCACUCCGACGCAGAGCGUGGACGACAGUCAGAAUGAAUUGAAAACGAGAUUCCGAAUUAAAAAUGUGACCACGACCAGACCAGCAGCUGGGACUGAAUAUGAGACUACAACUGAUCGAACGUUGCAGUUUACAACCGAAAUCGAACAAAAAACGUCUUCCGCUAAUGUUGACGACUUGGUGACCACAACUCAAGCCUAUGAAACAACAACAACAUUCUUAUCGACUGCCGAACCAACUGAUUCCCACACGACAACGGAACAGGACUUCCCCACCACAAAUCGUGUAAAUCUCGAAACAGAAUCGAUUACCGAAAUCGAUGAUGAUGUCGAUCGCACUACUAAUGAUCAAACUACGCUAACCACGGGAAGUUUCCCGAUGUCAACAGAAAAUGAAAUCUUAGAAUCCCAGUCGUCGACGCUGCUUCCACAGUAUGUCGAAAUUGAAAAAACUACCGAAAUGAAGAAGCCGACAACGGAAACAGUCCAUACUUCUACUGAUUACCUUGAACCGACCACGACCGAAGUCGUCGAAAGGAAAAUGAACAAAGGAAUAAAUUCAAUACCAGAUGCGGAAGCAGACAAUGCACGAGAACUAACAACCACCAUAAUCAAUCUGAAUAGGGACGAAUACAAGUACAGCACCGUCAAAAGUCGCUUGGAAGAAGCAACGCAAAGUCCUCAUGCGGUGGAUGCCAUUCCGGAAGUGGUAGACGACCCAUCAUCGACGACUGUCGGUCAAAUUCCAGACGAAUAUUCUUCGGACUCUCCGGAUACGAAUACAGUUAUAGCCAUUUCAAUUAGCGUUGUCGGCGUUGCAGUCAUUGGAGUUGUUCUUGCCGUCCUAUUCGUAUUGCGGAAACGAAAGAAGCAGCUGACGUAUGGUCAACGGUGUCGUCCGGUUGGCCUAGACGCGUACAGUUUGGACAAUGUUUCCGUGUAUAAUAGUGUGCGCCGGAAGGGUAUGCUACGAAUGUCGAAACGUUCGUAUGGGAAUGCUGCGUUUGAUGAUCCCGGACUGAAGAAUAAUUUAUUAACUGGAGCUGCAUUGGCAGCUUAUUCGCAAAAGAAGAACGAGAUUUAUGAGGAGUUCAAAGAGCUGCCAGCCGUUACGGCGCGAAUUGAAGAAGUUCCAGUUGGCUGUGAAGAUAAGAAUAGAUACGCGAACAUAGUUCCGUUACCAGAGACUCGAGUUUUCCUAAAGCGGAUCGACGAUGACGAAAAGACCGAAUACAUCAACGCCAAUUUCGUGAAAGGGCCCAAAGACAACUCUCACUACUACAUUGCCUGUCAAGCGCCAUUAGAAUCGACUAUCGUUGACUUCUGGCGCAUGAUCUGGGAACAGAAUUCGCGAGUGAUUAUCAUGGCUACGGAUCUGAUCGAAAACGGAAUCGAACAAUGCAGCGAAUACCUUCCUCCAUCAUUCGUUAUCGAUAAUCACGUGACAUUUGGCGACUUUCACAUAACACUGAAACAUCGCGAGGUAAAGGACAAAUACGCAAUGUCCAUGGUGCAUUUGAAGAAUAUGAAUACGAAUACGUGGCGAGAAGUCACGCAUUUCUGGUAUCAGUGGCCGGACACCGGUGUACCAACCGAACAGUCGUCCAUCAUCGACUUGUUGUUGGAAGCUAGAGGAUAUUUGAAGGUGUCGACGUCCGAUCAAAUUGAUGAUAAUGAGAAUAGUCAAAGCAACAAUGGAAACAUCGCCGUUGGCAACGGAAAUGUGGAUAAAUCAAAGUCUUUGUUGCGAACGCAAGGACCACUAACGGUACAUUGUUCCCCGGGUACUGGUCGCACCGGUACAAUUAUUGCAUGUGAUAUAGCAUUAAGAGCAUUGGAGCAGCCAACACGGUCUGUUGAUAUUCCACAAAUUGUAUAUUUCGUACGGAGAGGACGAGCAAGCGCUGUUCGCACUAGAGAGCAGUAUGAGUUUAUUUAUAAGGUAGCAAAUGUUUAUGCAGCAAAACUUACAGGACCAGCAACAGAGAACUGAUUUUUUUUUUAAAUAAGUUUAGUCCACAAAUUACAAAAUCCCUAUCGGGUUACACAAAUAAAUAGAAAAAAUCUUUAAAACAAUAAAUUUACCAAAGCAACGAAAUAA